CAGCUGCACAUAUUACUGUAGACUGUACAGCUACUUACUGUACAUAGAUCGGUCCUGCCACGUUGGCACGUGGGUUUAGAAAUCGGCCAAGAUGAGCGGUCAUCAUACGCUUCCAAGUACCAAGCAGCUUACCACCCGCAUGGCCUCCAGCGGCCGCAAUAUCCCUGCGAAGGCGCAGACCAUGCAGAAUUUGCAGCUUCUGUUGGCCGCCGCCAAAAAGAACAAACCGGUGACACGGGUCGAGAAUGCUCGCAUGUUGAGAGCGAAGUUCACGGAGCUGCAGGAUUCUCCUGAUGGAGCGGAUUUAGAUCCUCUGACAGUUCCAAAAUGUGUAGAGUGCAACCACUGCGGUUGGCCAGUGUAUCCUCGAGAGUCCAAGGUGGCUACGAAGAAGACUUUUGCAAGAGCUGGGAUAGACAGAGGGUCCAAGAAAGAGGAAGAGGCGAAGCGGCGAGCAGCCAUCCAGGCGGCGUUGGACGCUGGAGAGGAGAUUCCUGAAGAUCUUCUGAAAGGAGAAACUCAAGGGCCAGCUGCCAGCGAGGCAGACAGCAGAGAUACCGUGGAGCGGCAGGCAGACCAGCUUCAGGAGCUGGAAGACAGAAAUCAAGAGCUUGAAAAGCGGCUGGAGGAUAUGGAGAAUCAGUCUAGAACACUCGUGGACGAGCGUGAUAGGCUCCAAGAGGAGUUGGAUGAUGCUACUGACAGGAUCGAGUACAUGGAGGAGGCAGAACAAAGGUGGAGAGAUAAGGUCUCAAAGGCCAGGAUAGAGAACGACAGGCUGCUCCAGGAGCUAGAGCGUUCGAGCUUUGUAAGCUCUGACCGCGAAGGUGGUCUUAUUGCUUCACUCCUGGAUGCUAGACAGCUCAGAGAGGUGAUUGCAGUGCUGAAGCGGCGGAGACUACUGAUGCUUACCAAGAUGCAACAAGAGCUACGAAAGAGACAAGAAGAAGGUGAAGUGAAGACAGCAUUGGACUCCUGGAAGCUUGAAAUAACAAAGGAAGUGUACGAGAAGAAAUUGGACGCUUUGGAAGCUCGACGGCGAAAGGAGGUUGGGGAGCUAGAAGUGCUGCUUGCAGCAGAUAGGGCACACAUUGCUAGACUUCAGGCUCAGGUGGAGCAGCUUCGUGGAAAGAUCAAAAAAGCGGCACAGCACUUUCUGGAGCGUACGCUCAGUACCAACACCUUUCCCUGGGCGCAUGGUCAUGCGUUGCGAGCGUGGUGUGGAAUCCACCCGAGCUUGGUGCUGGAGAAUGAAUUGGAGCGAACAAGGAAGAAGCUCAAGGAGACUGAGGAAGCGCUGGUUGAAGCCACAGAGCGCCGAGAUACUCUUCAAGUGGAGCUUGAUCAAGUUGUGGCAGAGCGGGAUGACUUGAGACAGAGGAUUGAUUCCGCGCUUGCGGAGCUCGAGUACAUCAAGGAGGAAGCAGGUCUUGAUGAAGAAUCAAUUGCCAGAAGAAAGGCAGCUCAAAAGGCUCAUGAGGAUGAGUGGCACCGUAGACUCAAAGAGGUCCAGGACAAGCUGGAUGAGCUACAAGAGAAAUACGACAAUGAGACGGAAGUUCUUCAAAAGCAACUCAAGGCGAUACAGUCAAAGCUUGCCAUCACACAAGAUGCAUUGAAUGCGACCUCAGCACGCCCUGGCAGUGGGUCAGACCCAGAUGCCUUCAGAGUGGUUCCGAAUGGGCAGGGUAUUUUAUGCUGCGGCUGUCUCAAGCAGAUUGUUCUGCGGGAUGUGACGCCAUUGCCCCCGAAACGCGCGAUGAGUGUAUCCACUCCAGACCUCGAGACGGCACGGCGGGCGUUUUUCAAGAAGGGCCUUGGUGGUCGACUGCAGCAAGAUGACAAGUUUCAAAAUAUGCUCUGGAACGAUGCAAAGGAUCCGUAUCGACUUUCCAAGCUUGUUGAAGAGCCGGAGUUCCAGGUCAUUCGAGAGCCAUCUAGCCCGAAGCCCGAUUCUUCACCACGUCCAGGUCUGCCCAAGCUGAAGUCAAACUCCGGACUGGUAUCAUUGAAGAGCUCGAUGCGGGAUUUCAGGCCGAGAUGCUUCAGAUAGCACACGUUCCACAUUGGCAGGGGCACCGCCAGUCGGCAGAAAAAUGAAGGGACUGGAAACAACGCAAAUUGAGGGUGCUUCAAAACCCGCAGACCUGAUACAUCACGUGGAUUUUGAUGAUGUCUUUAAGCAUAUUUGCAUUGUUUUCAAGGAGUCCUACCAUUGCUAAGGAGUGCUAAACUACUGGCACUCUUCCCGUCUGGCUUCACUCAGCUAGACGUGUGCAGUCCUCAUCCUUCCUUCAAGAGGAAGAGUAUGUAAAGGCUGGACACAUACUUCAGGCCACAGAAUCUUGCGAAGCGGCGAAGGCAUCAACUUUAAAUCGUUUUGCCGCUACGCUGUUGCUCC
Durusdinium trenchii is the source of this 2401-nucleotide messenger RNA. NCBI's taxonomy places the organism in Eukaryota, Dinophyceae, Suessiales, Symbiodiniaceae. The record is from the annotation of a GenBank genome assembly.